Molecule: messenger RNA, 5410 nt
Organism: Erpetoichthys calabaricus (reedfish)
Lineage: Eukaryota; Metazoa; Chordata; Cladistia; Polypteriformes; Polypteridae
Gene: ptprt
Product: protein tyrosine phosphatase receptor type T
Exons: 34
Coding region: 366-4847 (1493 amino acids)
Biological process (GO): protein dephosphorylation
Cellular component (GO): membrane
Molecular function (GO): protein tyrosine phosphatase activity; protein binding
Source: RefSeq, a predicted model, not a curated record
AACCAUGGCAGCUCAUUUUAGAAACCUCAUUUGAUCACCUGAAGACAACUUGAGGAGCCACCGAUUGGCCGUCCGCACACUUAAGUCCUGCCAUCCUGGCCCUGGCCGCACAGUGUCGCGUCGUCCUGGGGUUUGGAGAAGGCAGGUUUCAGGACCCUGGGGAAGUCCUCUUUACUCCUCUUGCCUCCUCUCCCCCUUUCAGCAGUUAUUGCUACUGUACUCAACCGAAGCCAAACAUUCAGACCAGGAUAACUGCUUGAGCCUUUAAAUUCUCUCCAAGUGCUCCACCAAUGCAGGGAUAUUGUACGGCGAGCGCGCAGAGCCACAGAGUGCCAGCACUGGAGGAGGGCAUGUGAAAUAAAAGCAUGACCGGGAGGAUGUACCUGGCGCUGCUAUCCGCUUUUCACCUGCUGAAUGUCAUUUGGGGACAAUUUUUUCCAGGCGGCUGCUCAUUUGAAGAGCAUUACAGCAGUUGUGGGUACAGCGUGGCCCUGGGGACCAAUGGAUUUGCGUGGGAGCAAAUUAACACAUGGGAAAAGCCGUCAAUGGACGCUGCAGUGCCAACAGGUUCUUUCUUGAUGGUCAACAGCAGUGGGAGGGCAUCUGGUCAAAAGGCACAUCUUCUUCUGCCUACAUUAAAGGAGAAUGACACACACUGCAUUGAUUUCCAUUACUCCAUGUCUAGUAGAGAUGGCUCCACCCCUGGAUAUCUCAACGUCUAUGUGAAAGUGAAUGGUGGACCACAGGGAAACCCAGUUUGGAACACUUCUGAUGGUGUGACGGAGGGCUGGGUCAAAGCAGAGCUAGCCAUCAGCACAUUUUGGCCCAACUCCUAUCAGGUGAUUUUUGAGGCGGUGUCCCUGAAGGCUCAUCCCGGAUACAUUGCAGUGGAUGAAGUGCGGGUGUUGGCUCACCCUUGCAGGAAAGCUCCUCAUUUCCUGCGGCUGCAGAAUGUGGAAGUCAAUGUUGGACAAAACGCAUCCUUUCAGUGCUUUGCCAGUGGCAAGUGGUCUCAACAUGACAAGCUUUGGCUGCAGCAGUGGAAUGGAAAAGACACUGCGCUGAUGGUCACCCGGGUCGUCAACCACCGUCGCUUCUCUGCCAACGUCAACGUUGCCGACACGUCACAGCGCAGUGUGAGCAAGUACAGAUGUGUUAUCCGGUCAGACGGUGGCUCUGGAGUCUCCAACUACGCGGAACUAAUUGUAAAAGCUCCGCCGACCCCAAUUGCUCCCCCUGAGCUCUUGGCUGUAGGUGCUACCUACCUGUGGAUCAAACCCAAUGCCAACUCGAUCAUUGGGGACGGGCCCAUUAUUCACAAGGAAGUGGAGUAUCGCACCACCACUGGAAACUGGGUCGAGUCCCACACUGUAGAUUCACCCACUUACAAGCUGUGGCACCUGGAUCCAGACGUGGAGUAUGAAAUUAAAGUCCUGCUAACUCGACCUGGAGAUGGAGGCACUGGGCCACCUGGCCCUCCACUGAUCACCCGAACAAAGUGUGCUGAUCCUGUUCAUGGGCCCCAGAAUGUUGAGGUAGUGGAUGUCCGUGCCCGCCAACUGACCCUCCAGUGGGAACCCUUUGGCUAUGUUGUCACACGAUGCCACAGCUACAACCUAACAGUCCAGUACCAGUAUGUUUUCAACCAGCAUGAGUUUUCUGCCGAGGAGAUGAUUCAGACAUCGUCACACUACACCCUGCGAGGCAUGAGGCCCUUUGUGACCGUUCGACUCAGGCUUGUCCUGUCAAACCCAGAAGGAAGAAAAGAGAGUGAAGAAAUAGUGAAACAGACAGAAGAAGACGUUCCUGGAGCAGUGCCUCUCGAUUCUAUCCAAGGGGGACCUUUUGAGGAGAAGAUUUAUUUGCAGUGGAAGGAGCCCAAUGAGACCAAUGGGAUCAUCACUCUUUAUGAGGUUUUCUACACAGCCGUCCUCUCCCUGGACCCAAGAGCUGAUCUGUCGAAGCAGCAUGGGAAGGUGUUCAAGCUCCGUAAUGAAACCCAUCACCUGUUUGUGGGGCUGCAGCCGGGUACAACGUACUCAUUUACCAUCAAAGCCAGCACAGUGAAAGGAUUUGGUCCCCCGGUCACAACACGAGUUACAACCAAGAUAUCUGCCCCAAUGAUGCCAGAGUACGAUACUGACACGCCACUGAAUGAGACGGACACGACCAUUACUAUUCUGCUGAAGCCAGCCCAGUCACGAGGCGCUCCAGUCAGUGCCUACCAGCUGGUGGUAAAGGAAGAGCGCAAACAGAAGGCCCGACGUGCGGCGGAUGUCAUCGAAUGCUUUGCCAUCCCAGUCAGCUUCAAGAAUGCAUCCAUUCUUGACUCGCCACACUACUUUGCAGCAGAACUGAAGCCUAUAGACCUUGUGGCCAUACAGCCAUUCACAGUUGGAGACAACAAGACCUAUAAUGGAUACUGGAAUGCCCCUCUGUCACCCGUGAAGAGCUACAGCAUUUAUUUUCAGGCACUGAGCAGUGCCAAUGGGGAAACAAAAAUUAACUGUGUCCGACUGGCUACGAAAGUGGUAAUAGGUAGGGGACAAAACACCACGCCGUACAUUCUUGUCAUCCCCAGUGAAGGCGCCUCCACACAGAAUUCAGAUGCCGUGGAGCCGGAGAAGCAGGUGGACAACACGGUGAAAAUGGCAGGAGUUGUCGCUGGGAUUCUAAUGUUUGUCAUCAUUCUGCUAGGAGUCAUGCUUGCUGUCAAACGAAGAAGAAAUGCUCAUUCCUACUCUUACUAUCUGAAACUGGCCAAAAAGCAAAAGGAAAGUCAGACCAGCACCCAACGAGAAAUGGGACCUGUGGCAGUGAUGGACAAAGCAGCAGCUAAACUCAGCACUCUUCACAAAGAUGAGGCCUUUUCCUCGAGCUCGCAGGAUAUCAACGGUUUCUCUACCUCCUCUCCCCGCCCAUUCUCUGUACAGAGUAAAACCCUCCAGAGCAAAACUCUACUGAAUUCCUACUACUCAGUGUCUUCAGAUCCUGUCCCGCCAGCUGCUUCGAUAGAUGGCAGCCAUGGUGAGAUAAGCCAGCCCACCCUGACGAUCCAAACCUACCCUUAUGGAGGUUGUGAAUCAAUGGAGAUGUCCUACCAGGCCGGGCAGUUUCAGCCUGCCAUUCGAGUUGCUGAUCUGCUACAGCACAUCACUCAGAUGAAAUGUGGGCAAGGUUAUGGAUUCAAGGAGGAGUAUGAGGGUCUUCCUGAAGGACAGACAGCACCCUGGGACACUGCCAAAAAAGAUGAGAACCGUAACAAAAACCGUUAUGGCAACAUCAUUGCAUAUGACCACACCAGGGUAAGACUGCAGCUACAGGAUGGAGACCCACACUCGGAUUACAUCAAUGCAAAUUAUAUAGAUGGCUAUCACAGACCACGGCACUAUAUCGCCACACAAGGUCCAAUGCAAGAAACUGUGCGGGACUUCUGGAGAAUGAUUUGGCAAGAAAAUUCGAGCAGCAUCGUUAUGGUGACGAACCUGGUGGAAGUGGGGCGGGUGAAGUGUGUCCGGUAUUGGCCUGAUGAUACCGAGAUCUAUGGAGAUAUUAAAGUCACCCUCAUUGAAACAGAGCCACUCGCCGAAUACGUCAUACGCACCUUCACUGUUCAAAAGAAGGGUCAUCAUGACAUACGAGAGAUCCGACAGUUUCACUUUACUAGCUGGCCAGAUCAUGGCGUCCCCUGCUAUGCCACCGGCCUGUUGGGCUUCAUCCGGCAAGUCAAGUUCCUCAACCCCUCUGAUGUUGGCCCUGUUGUGGUGCACUGCAGCGCCGGCGCUGGCAGGACAGGCUGUUUCAUUGCUGUGGACAUCAUGCUGGACAUGGCGGAGAAUGAAGGUGUAGUGGACGUGUUCAACUGUAUCCGGGAGCUGCGUUCUCAGAGGGUCAACAUGGUGCAGACUGAAGAGCAGUAUGUGUUUGUGCAUGACGCGAUUCUGGAAGCCUGUCUCUGUGGAAACACUGCCAUCCCUGUCUGCGAGUUCAGGGCCAUCUACUACAACAUCAGUCGAAUAGAUCCACAGACCAACUCCAGUCAGAUCAAAGAUGAAUUCCAGACUCUAAACAUUGUGACACCACGGAUGAGGCCCGAAGACUGCAGUGUUGGACUCCUGCCUCGGAAUCAUGACAAGAACCGGAGCCUGGAUGUCCUGCCUGUGGACCGCUGCCUGCCUUUCCUAAUAUCAGUCGAUGGGGAGUCCAGCAACUACAUCAAUGCAGCCCUCAUGGAUAGUCACAAGAAGCCAGCAGCCUUUAUUGUCACUCAGCAUCCCCUGCCCAACACAGUGGCUGAUUUCUGGAGGCUUGUGUUUGACUACAACUGCUCAUCAAUUGUAAUGCUCAAUGAGAUGGACAGUGCACAGCUCUGUAAGCAGUAUUGGCCUGAGAAGAGCUGCCUGUGCUAUGGACCCAUUCAGGUGGAGUUCAUCUCAGCUGAUAUUGAUGAAGACAUCAUUAACAGAAUAUUUCGUAUUUGCAACAUGGCUCGGCCACAAGAUGGCUACCGUUUAGUCCAGCAAUUCCAGUUCAUUGGUUGGCCAGCCUACCGAGAAACCCCUCUAUCCAAGCGGUCCAUCCUUCAGCUGGUCCGACGUCUUGCAAAAUGGCAGGAGCAGUACGAUGGUGGAGAUGGACGCACAGUUGUCCACUGUUUGACGGGAGGAGGCCGAAGUGGGACCUUCUGUGCUAUUUGCAGUAUCAACGAGAUGAUCCAACAGCAGAACAUUGUGGAUGUGUUCCAUACUGUCAAGACACUGCGUAACAACAAAUCAAAUAUGGUGGAGACACUGGAUCAAUACAAGUUCUGCUAUGAAGUUGCCCAAGAAAGUCUGAGCUCAUUCUGAGUCAACCUGUGAAUGGGUCAAGGACUUCCUGAAUGUGAUAACAGAUUAGAGGUGUGGCAGGUGGUCUUUCAACUCCUUGCGGUACAGAAGUCCACGUGGUUAAACAAACAGCAUUCACUGUCAGCAGCGGCUUCCCAAGACAACCAGGCAGAUAAUUAUUAUACUGUCUGACAAAGAACGCCUACCCUGAGGCAGAAAGCCUUUUACUAGACUUUGGGAACUGUGAGCAGAGACUUUAGCCAUCAGUUCCUUGUUGACAGUCACUGUGUGCUGAUAUGGGACUCCUGUGACCAACGCUCAACUGCUGGAUGAUGAUGACCUGCAGACCCUUUUGUUUUCUUCUCAAUGCCUGUAUUUUGAUAUGUGCGUGUUCACGUCUUUAAGGCACCCGUGUUACCUCCCGUUCUGUGGACUUUUGACAGGUCUCAUCACUCCCUCUUCUCUGUUAAAGUGAGGGUGCCAUACUGAAUCGCAUUACAGGGCGAGCGAAGCUGAACCAAACCUUUCCUUCUGGAGUUUCCAUUGUCUUGUUUGACUCAAAUAAAACUGAAAAUUGACUUGCA